AUGUAUUUAAAAAAAUUUGCAUCUCUCUCUCUCUCUCUCUUUCUUUCUUUCUUUCUUUCUUUUUCUUUUCAUUAUCAACUAAAAAGAUUUUGUAACUCCCUUUGUCUUUCUAUUUUGAUUCUCUACUUCUCUCGUUGUCUCUCUCAUCAAUGUAUUAAUAAAAAAAUUUGCAUCUCUCUCUCUCUCUCUCUCUCUCUCUUUCUUUCUUUCUUUCAUUAUCAACUAAAAAGAUUUUGUAACUCCCUUUGUCUUUCUAUUUUGAUUCUCUACCUCUCUCGUUGUCUCUCUCAUCAAUGUAUUAAUAAAAAAAAUUUGCAUCUCUCUCUCUCUCUCUCUCUCUUUCUUUCUUUCUUUCAUUAUCAACUAAAAAGAUUUUUAAAAAAAUUUGCAUCUCUCUCUCUCUCUCUCUCUUUCUUUCUUUCUUUCUUUCUUUCUUUCUUUCAUUAUCAACUAAAAAGAUUUUGUAACUCCCUUUGUCUUUCUAUUUUGAUUCUCUCUACCUCUCUCGUUGUCUCUCUCAUCAAUGUAUUAAGUAAAAAAAAAUCUCUCUCUCUCUCUCUCUCUCUUUCUUUUUUUCUUUCAUUAUCAACUAAAAAGAUUUUUUUUGCAUCUCUCUCUCUCUCUCUCUCUCUUUCUUUCUUUCUUUCUUUCAUUAUCAACUAA
This is a messenger RNA of Acanthosepion pharaonis, 663 nucleotides long. The record is from the annotation of a GenBank genome assembly. NCBI's taxonomy places the organism in Eukaryota, Metazoa, Mollusca, Cephalopoda, Sepiida, Sepiidae.